This is a messenger RNA of Lotus japonicus, 908 nucleotides long. RefSeq names its product ubiquitin-conjugating enzyme E2 28. The coding region runs from base 199 to 645 and encodes 148 amino acids. The record is from RefSeq and is a predicted model, not a curated record. Gene Ontology annotation, cellular component: nucleus. The transcript is spliced from 5 exons. Gene Ontology annotation, biological process: protein polyubiquitination. NCBI's taxonomy places the organism in Eukaryota, Viridiplantae, Streptophyta, Magnoliopsida, Fabales, Fabaceae. Gene Ontology annotation, molecular function: ubiquitin conjugating enzyme activity.
GCGUAGACCCUCUCUGGUUUCUGGGUAUCGUUGUUUCUUCGUGAGAGCAGCUUCUUCGUCUUCUUCGUUUCGGAAGAACAAGGGUUUGGGAUUUGGGAAGGUGAGAGAUUCACGUUCUGUUCUUGUUGAUUGGAUCUCUCAUUCCUAAUCUUCCCUCACCCUCACCGCUCUCAGAUCUGAAAGCGCUACCUCGAAUUCAUGGCUUCCAAGCGCAUCCUCAAGGAGUUGAAGGACUUGCAGAAAGACCCGCCUACUUCUUGCAGCGCCGGUCCAGUUGCUGAGGACAUGUUCCACUGGCAAGCGACAAUUAUGGGUCCUGCUGACAGUCCAUAUGCUGGAGGUGUAUUUCUUGUUACUAUUCAUUUCCCUCCUGAUUAUCCUUUCAAGCCCCCUAAGGUUGCAUUUAGGACUAAGGUCUUUCACCCGAACAUCAAUAGCAACGGUAGCAUUUGUCUUGAUAUCCUGAAGGAACAGUGGAGUCCUGCGCUUACCAUCUCAAAGGUACUGCUUUCGAUCUGCUCACUGCUGACUGAUCCAAACCCUGAUGACCCGCUUGUGCCAGAGAUUGCUCACAUGUACAAAACCGACCGGGCCAAGUACGAGGCCACUGCUCGCAGCUGGACCCAGAAAUAUGCCAUGGGCUGAUGAUAUGUUUAGACCAUGUAAAUUGAAUGGCAUUUAUUAUGACUGUUUUGGGUUUGCUUUUGUCUCUUCCUGUUAUCUGGGGUAAAGAUUCUGUUUCUGUUAUGGGGGAAAGGGGAGAAGGUGGUGUUGGAAUUUCAUAAAAAAAAAUGACUGUUCAACCACGUUGAUGGGUUAUCAUGAUGCAAAGCAGCGAACAUAAUGUUAUUUGUAUCAUGGCUGUGGUGUACCUUUCUCUUUGAAGCAAUGUAGAAAUAGUGAUGUCA